Messenger RNA from Paecilomyces variotii, 4617 nucleotides. Its product is annotated as RNA12 protein-domain-containing protein. Gene Ontology annotation, cellular component: mitochondrial inner membrane. Gene Ontology annotation, molecular function: iron ion binding; heme binding; RNA binding. The coding region runs from base 83 to 4312 and encodes 1409 amino acids. NCBI's taxonomy places the organism in Eukaryota, Fungi, Ascomycota, Eurotiomycetes, Eurotiales, Thermoascaceae. The transcript has 5 exons. The record is from RefSeq and is a predicted model, not a curated record.
CCGCCGACGUCAUCUGAUGCUUGAGCAAUAACAAGUGCGCGCUGCCCUUCAGCGUUGUCAACCAUGUUCGUUCAGUAAAGGCAUGAUGGCAUCCACGCUGCUAUGGGCUGCGCGGGGGGUUCAUCGAGUUCCUGUGCACCAAAGGGUGCCAUGUAUAUCUCAGACACUGAGCUGUCGCGCGAGAUUUGCUCAGCUCCGCCCCGCAACAGCAAGAUAUGCGUCUUCAGGGGCCCCUCGGUCAAUUGAAGCAGGACACAUUAAGCUGGAGCCGAAUGAAGGCCUUCUGUUCAUUAACAAUGUAUUCCCACCGAAGCUGCAAUGGCUGCUACGCGUGCCAGUUAUUGGAGAGGCUUCUCGAUACGAGGAGGUGAUGAAGCGUGUGGAUAAGCCACACCUCGCAGCUUCUGAGAUAUUGAGAAUCGUCCGGCGAGCUUUACCGAAAGAGCCCCAAAUUGAAGUUACAGGGAUCAUCCCUCGAUUUUCUGAGGGAGGUGUAUUCGUCAAGUAUGCCCGAACGGCUGGUCUCGACGAUGUCCAGAUUGAGAACGCCGUGAAUGAGCAUCUCGCCCAGAAUCCGAUAAAGCCUUGGUUUAACCCGUUCCAAACAGUCGAAGCAGCUCGUGUCCUGGGAAAGCCUUGGAUAGAAGACCUGUUCCGCUUUCCGAGCCCGAGGAUAAAAGUUGAAUUCCUUCCACCUCAACCGGGGGAUUCACCAGCCGAACUGACGCAGGAAGACCUGUAUUCGGUGUUCCGGAGAUACGGAAAGCUGGUCGACAUCGCCCCCGGUUCAGGCACUCCAAAAAAUGCGUUUGUCGAAUUCUCUAGACGCAGGCACGCUAUACUAGCGAGGAAUUGUGCACACGGCCUUGUCGUCACAGAAAGCCAGGGCGGUGGGAAGGCAGGCACGCUUCUGAGAAUCACAUACGAACGGAAGAUCAAGUUCUCAUACAUCAAGGACUGGAUUCUCAGUCAUCCUAGGAUCGUCAUUCCGGCCAUUGCUGCGUUCGUUGCAACCAUGACCGUCAUUAUAUUUGACCCGAUACGGACAUUUUUCAUCAAAUUGAAAGUGAAAGCGACGUCGGAUGUGGAGCAAAACUCAGUAUGGCGAUGGGUCCGCAAACAGGUUAGCAGAGCCAACUUCAUAGGCUUCGGCCGUAAUAAGCGGGAUCCAGACGUCCUGGAGGUACUAUGGGACGAUCGGAAAAAUGAUAUUGCCCAGCUGCAAUCCUGGCUGACAGAAAACACUGGGACAUUCAUUGUCAUUCAGGGGCCGGCCGGGUCCGGGAAACGGGAACUCGUGUUGGACCAAGCACUCAAGGACGGGAGAUAUCGGGUUGUUAUUGAUUGCAAGCCAAUCCAGGAGGCAAGAGGAGAUGCUGCUACUAUUGCGACAGCAGCUGCACAGGUCGGCUACCGUCCGAUGUUUUCGUGGAUGAAUAGCUUCAGCAGCUUCAUCGAUCUCGCGGCGCAAGGUAUGAUCGGAACUAAGGCAGGGUUCUCAGAAACCCUGGAUGCGCAGCUCAGCAAGAUCUGGCAGAAUACUGGCGUUGCUCUGAAACAGGUGACCCUUGAAAGCCGAAGGAAGGACGACAAAGACGCGCAGAUGUCAGACGAAGAAUAUUUAGACGCCCAUCCGGAGAAACGCCCGGUUGUUGUCAUUGACAACUUCUUGCAUAAGGCUGGAGAUACCGAUGUAGUCUAUGACAAGAUUUCUGAGUGGGCCGCAGCGCUGACGAGUGCGAACAUUGCUCAUGUCAUAUUCUUGACCAGUGACGUAUCAUACUCAAAGCCCCUCAACAAAGCAUUGCCAAACCAGAUCUUCAGGACCAUCUCCAUGGGCGACUGUUCACUUGAAGUUGGAAAGAAGUUUGUCCUUGACUAUUUGGGCCGUGAGGAUGAUAGUUGGAAAGAUGGGGAAUUGAACAAGAGGUUCCCCUUUGGAACAGAGGAGCUCGACCAUUGUAUUGAGACCCUGGGAGGUCGGCUUACAGAUCUUGAGUUUCUGGCGCACCGCAUGAAGGCUGGAGAGAGCCCUCAACACGCGGUAAACAGGAUCAUCGAACAAUCCGCUUCUGAGAUUCUCAAGAUCUAUAUUCUGGAUACCGAUCCGUCCAAGCAACACUGGACGCGUGAGCAAGCAUGGCAUCUAAUCAAGGCCCUAGCGAACUCCAAAAACGGCGUCAUGUCGUACAACGACAUCUUGCUCUCUGACUUGUUCAAAGACAACGGGGAGACAACGGUGGCAGCUCUUCAUCAGGCCGAAUUGCUUACUAUAGUCUCUGAGAACGGCCGCCCUCAGGCGAUCAAACCGGGAAAGCCAGUUUAUCACGCAGCAUUCAGAAGGCUCACAGAAGACAAGACACUACGCAGUCGAAUGGACCUCGCAACAUUGGCUCAACUGAUUAGCAAUGAGAACAAGAGCGUUGCCAAAUACGAAGACGAGCUGCAGCGACUCGCCACUCUUCCCAAGCAGCCGAGCGCUCUGACUCCGAGGGUCCAAUGGCUGCUCAAUAAACUGUACAGUUCUCAAACGAAGGUAGAGAAGUUCGAGAAGGAAAGCGCAUUCCUGAAAGCGAUCCUCCAAAGCGACGGCCGCCCAGGCCCGCUUCAGGUGCCUAGGGAUGCUGCGCCGCAACUAAUGUGGCAGACUGUGGUGGCAGUACUUAUCUUUUCCUGUCUAGCUACGAGACUCAUCACUGGUUUUCAAAGUCAUCCAAGAGCAGUGACGGAUGAAGAGCCUCGGCCUGUUAGGAAGGCUCCUUAUUGGAUUCCAUGGCUCGGGCAUGGGGUGCCGUUUGCGCUGGGGCAGCAGAGCUUCAUUGGAAGGGUCAAAGAUUGGAUAUGCGAGCCGGUGUUCAGUCUGCAUCUUGCUGGAAAGACGCAUAACAUGAUCAUGGCCCCAUCCAUAGCCAAAUCUGCCCUCGCUCAUCGGGCGUUGUCCGCAGACUCGGUCUACGAUCGUGUCAUGCAUAAAGUAUUCGGUGACCCUGGGCCCAUCCGUAAAAUGGAUGCUCAGCAGACCAAAGCUUUCGAUGAAGCUACCAGCCUGUUUAUGAGGGAGCCUCAUGUGACCGAGACAACUGCUACUAUGGUCCGGCUUUUGGAAACUGAGAUUCCAAAUCUUGUGUCAUUCUCUCACAGUAUGGUCGACCAGUCAAUCUGGGAGAGGGCGAGUCAGACAACUCUUCUCGAAGACAGAGAUAAGCCUACCUGUGAGGUGGACCUUUUCAAACUAGUCAGGCAUUUCGUCGGAUACAUUACCAGCACUGUCUUCAUGGGAAAAGCGUUCGUUGAUUUUCAUCCGGCUUUACUCGAAGAUCUCUUCACCUUCGACAAGUACUUCAACUUGCUGCUCAUCGGCAUCCCACGCUUCGUUCCACUACCAGGUAUAUCUGCAGCGUACGCAGCCCGUCACCGCUUGCUUCGCAUCAUGACUGUCUUCCACGCCUCUUUCGCUUCGUUCGACGAAGGCCGGGAUCCAGGAUUCGAUUUCCGCGACCUAGACGACGUCUCGGAACCGAUGAAGGCGCGCAUGCGCUGCUGGAGAAAAGCAGGCUUUGCCCCUGCCGCCAGCGCACCCGGAGACCUGAUGAUUUUCUGGGCCAUGAACACCAACUCCCCCACCAUCGUAUUCUGGAACAUCAUGCACAUCCUCGCAGACCCCGAACUCCUAGCAGCCAUCAGACGCGAAAUCGCACCCUACGCCAAAGCCUACCGACCCGGCUUCGAAGACACAGGCCUCCCUUUCACCGAACCGCCUCGCCUUUCCCUCGACUUAAACGGCCUCGUCACCUCCUGCCCCCUCCUCAAAGCCACCUACUUCGAAACCCUCCGCAUGGACACCGCCCCCUUUUCAUACCGAGAAGCCAAAACAGGCCUCACCCUCACCGAAUCCCCCGAAGACGCUACCACAGACGGCGUCCCCGAACCGCGCACCUACAGCUUCUACAAAGGCGACUACCUCGCCAUCCCUCACGGCGCACAGGCGCGCGAUCCGCGCUCUUUUCCCGAACCAGAUAAAUUCGACCCCUACCGAUUCAUCCGCACGGAUGCCUCGACAGGGAAGAAAACAGCAGAUCUAGACACGGGCCAUCUACGACCUUUUGGUGGUGGAUCGACGAUGUGUAAAGGACGCUUCUUUGCAGAGAGACAGGUCCUUGCGUUCGUGGCGAGUAUUAUCUCCAUGUGGGAUGUGGAAUUGGUUGAGGGGAGAAGUUUCUGGGAGAAUAAUAAUGUACAGCGACAUCCGCAUACUAGUGGAGCGUAUGUGCCAAGGGGUGGUGUUAAGGCUAGGUUAAGACAGCGUGUUUAGAUAUGCUGCAUACGCAUAUGUAUGUGCGUGUGUGUGUAUUUUUGGUAUACAGCUCGAUUCAAAGUUCGCAUGUUGUUAUUAUUAUUAUUCUCUGAGCGGGCGUGUUUUGUAUGGAACUUAGGCUAUUUCUUCGAUAUUUCAAAAUCUUAGAGAAGGGGUGGGAUCCUCUGUUUUAUUUGUUUUUUGAUGUUUUUAGAGAAAUAUGAGAUUUUUUGUAGUUAUAGUUGAAAGGUAUAAUACGGGGGUGCUGAAGGUGGUGUCUUAUUGAUGGACAUCACUUUAUCCUAGGCUGUGAGCACGGGUAG